AUGGAUAGUCACGUUGCCGCUGCAGCAGCGUUUGUGGUAUUGAAUGGCUGCAUGAGAAGAAUUAAAGCUCAUAAGGCGAAAAGAAAAAGAAGAUGGUGGAAAACUCCUUUGAAUAAAAGUCGAGAGAUACUAAACAAAUUUACGCAGUCACUUUUUGAGUUACGUAAUGCCCCUCGGCUCGACCAAAAGCAGAUACCAAGCCUUUAUAUUCUCAAGGUUGAUACACUAGCCGAAAUUUGUUUUUUUUGCGGGUACAAUGCCUCCAUUAUGAUAGAGGACAUGAUUCGAGAACCAUCAGGAUGGCUGGAGAAUUUCCUGCGAAUGUCCUACACCGACUUUCUAUUGAAUAAAGUGGAACAUAUGCAGGAAACCCCAUGCAGGAAGCUCCCCAUUUUCUCGAAUGCAAACCAAGUUGCUAACCAACUCUUCUCUAAGUUUCCUAUCUAUGGGACCUUACUUGUUUAUUCUAUAGCUCAGGGUGCUAAUAGGAACUUCAUGCAACUUAGAAACGUUACUCAGAGGGGCCUCACCGUUUCCUAUGACGUGAACAGCAUUGAACCAGUUGUAUUCGGGGAGCUCUCGUUACGUCGUGCAUUUUUAAAGAAGACUAUAACGGUUUCUGGCUCGUUUAACGUCGAAGAAAAGAGAACCGAGGACUACUGCCAAAUGAAUAUGGAGGCGAAUUCACACAGAAAAAUGCAUUCUAAAAUUAGGGAGGAAGAGGUGCCCCAUCACACUUUCCCUCUACCCUCCGAGAGGAACAUUCAUGCUGUAAUCAGAGGAGUACAUGCGACACUUUCGGAAACUGAGAUCAAGGAAGAGUUGCAACAGAGGGGAUAUUCCCCCCUGCACAUAAUUCGCCUGAAACGCGGUGGCGGCGUGCCCAUGCCUUUGGUGGUAGUCAUACUGCCCAAGAUAGAAAAAUCUCAGCAGCUGUUCAACGAACACGAGCUGCUAGGACCUAGGACAAUCGCACUAAAUAUCGCGAUGCGGCACGCACAUUAUAAAAAACCUGUCGAAACUCGCAAAUAUCCACAGCGCCAGCGGUAUUAUUUGGACCACGUACUCACAAGGCCGAACCAGGUGCUACAUUUUUACAUCAAAAUUUUAUUAAUACCAAAUGGUAGUUCAUUGCAAUUAUGCAUGACAGAUGAUAUGACGUAA
Messenger RNA from Acanthoscelides obtectus, 1164 nucleotides. The record is from the annotation of a GenBank genome assembly. NCBI's taxonomy places the organism in Eukaryota, Metazoa, Arthropoda, Insecta, Coleoptera, Chrysomelidae.